Molecule: messenger RNA, 3528 nt
Organism: Oncorhynchus mykiss (rainbow trout)
Lineage: Eukaryota; Metazoa; Chordata; Actinopteri; Salmoniformes; Salmonidae
Product: guanine nucleotide-binding protein G(I)/G(S)/G(T) subunit beta-1
Biological process (GO): signal transduction
Molecular function (GO): protein binding
Source: RefSeq, a predicted model, not a curated record
GUUCAUGAAUGGAAUUUCAAGGGAGUACAAACUAAAAUAUGAAAAUACAAUAUUUUGAAGCGGGAUAGUUUUCUAGUAUUAAACUACAUCAAUUUUGUACCAAAUUAUCAGAUUUUUGAAUCGACGACGACCCUUUGUCGUGCGCUAUGACGUAGCCGUAACGUGGGGUUUCCUAGAGCUGAGAGCAGGGUUACCGCGCCCAUCUCUGCUGUUUGAUGGCCGGGGGAAGCGUUUGAGAUACUGGUGGUGUGAAGAGAGAACGGGGAACUACGGUGGGAAAGACCAGAAGGAUAGUUAGAAGAUUGGAACGAGACUGUUGUGAAAUACAAGACCACCCAUAGACUCUCAAACGCAGUGUUUUUCCACAAAGCGUUGGUUUAGUAGGGUGAACAUUUCCUCAUCUUUGUGCCGGUGUGUCUCCUCUUGGCGGAUCGAAACCUCUGUUCGGGGAGUGCCACUCCUCGAUAGCUUGCUAGAUCUAGUCUGUGUAUUAGCUAGGUGGAGAGGAGUAGAUCUUCGCUGUUUCCAAUCAAUGCGAUAUAAACCACGGAUACCCUCGACUGAAAACGGAUCAGCAGGAGUCCCGGCGGCGGAGCGAGGCACACCAUUAGCAGAGGAAAAUGAGCGAACUGGACCAGCUACGCCAGGAGGCCGAGCAGCUCAAGAACCAGAUCAGAGAUGCCAGGAAAGCGUGUGCGGAUGCUACCCUGUCUCAGAUCACAGCAAACAUCGACCCAAUUGGCCGAAUUCAGAUGCGCACUAGACGGACACUGAGGGGGCAUCUGGCAAAAAUCUAUGCCAUGCACUGGGGCACUGACUCGAGGCUUUUAGUCAGUGCCUCCCAGGAUGGUAAACUCAUUAUUUGGGAUAGCUACACCACAAACAAGGUCCACGCCAUCCCGCUGCGCUCCUCCUGGGUGAUGACUUGCGCUUACGCCCCCUCUGGGAACUACGUGGCCUGCGGAGGCCUGGACAACGUCUGCUCCAUCUACAACCUCAAGACCCGCGAGGGGAACGUGCGUGUCAGCCGUGAGCUGGCCGGACACACAGGUUACUUGUCCUGCUGUCGCUUCGUGGAUGACACCAAGAUCGUCACCAGCUCUGGAGAUACCUCAUGUGCUCUCUGGGACAUUGAGACGGGCAUGCAGACGACCACGUUCGCCGGCCACACUGGCGAUGUCAUGAGCCUGUCGCUUGCGCCCGACACGCGGCUGUUUGUGUCCGGGGCGUGUGACGCUUCCGCCAAGCUCUGGGACAUCAGAGAAGGAAUGUGCCGACAAACCUUCACCGGGCACGAGUCGGACAUUAAUGCCAUCUGCUUCUUCCCCAAUGGUAACGCCUUUGCCACGGGCUCAGACGACGCAACCUGCAGGCUCUUUGAUCUGCGCGCCGACCAGGAGCUGAUGGUCUACUCCCAUGACAACAUCAUCUGUGGCAUCACCUCAGUGGCGUUCUCCAAGAGCGGCCGCCUGCUGCUUGCCGGCUACGACGACUUCAACUGCAACGUGUGGGAUAGCCUCAAGGCUGACCGUGCAGGUGUGCUGGCUGGACAUGACAACCGUGUCAGCUGCUUGGGUGUAACUGAUGACGGCAUGGCCGUGUCAACAGGGUCCUGGGACAGCUUCCUCAAGAUCUGGAACUAGAGUCUGAAGAUGGCAUCUGGACUCCGAAGUUCAGUGGAAGACUAUUCCAAAAUGUUCAAUUUUAUUGCAUAUCCAAUCUUCUCAAAACCAUGAAACUGACUCCAACCCCCAAAAACUACCAAGGGAAAAAUUCUCUCCUUAUUUAAAAGAAGAGCACAAUUGUUUCACUCAGCUAAAAAGAUGAGGAAUUUCAGUGGAAUAGAAUGGGGGAGAGAAUUGUGCAUUCCUCCUGGGACCAUUUUCUGAUAUUGUGUCAUAAGAAAAUACAUUCACCCCCAUGCAAAUGUGUAAUCCAUCUUCAAUACACAGGUUUGAGUGAAGGUAAUCUACACAACGGUGAUUUAACUCUUGAUAGCUUUUUGGUCAUGUUUAUUUUUUCCCCCACCUUUAUUUUUGGUUCAGGGAACUAGAUCAGUGACCUGUUGGUAAAAUGAGGAUUGAGAGCUUUGUUUUAUCAGUCUUGAUAUAGUUUAGAGUCAAGUUUUGUAGGUUGGAAAUAAAAAUGACAAAUUAUCGUCAUCUUAAUCACAUCAGAAAAAAAGGCAAGAGAAUUGAGCUUCAGCAGGGAGUCGAGUCCAUGAGCCACCAACAGGAGGAUCUGGCCAUUCUGUAUAUUUAGUCCCAAGAUACUUCACUAUUUGUUUAUUUUUUUCUGUUUAGUCACAUGUUUGUUUGCACAAAUUUAAACUUUGCAUGUAUAGAAUAAUGUUUCAAGAAAAGUUAACUAACCAAGCAUAUUCUGUUUAUGAUAAUGAAUGCUCAUUUUCAAAAUGAAAACAAACAACAUUUUAACCAUUCUCUUCACCUUUUGUUGGGCGACAAUGUAGAAUAAUUAAAUGAAGAUUAACCCAUUGGUUCACUUUCUUCGUUUUAUUUCUGUUUUGUUACCCUUUUGAUGACCGUGGUUGCGACCGGAGAAGUGAUUUCGUUGGGUAGGGAGGCCUCUACUUAUUACCCCGGUUUCAUUCAACAGAGGUGCCCAUUCCGUGCUUGGAAAUGCAGUAACUACUCUGUGAAUGACAUGUUGUAUAAAUCAAUGUUUGAAAAUAAUGAUAAUGAAGCUUUUUAAGUUAAAAAAUAAAAUAAAAAAUAUUUUGGCUUUCUGCCAUGGGUGGGUUAACUCUUAGAAUCGCAUGCUGUAGAAUUGCUUAAAAAGAGGUGCAUAUAGAACUAAGUCCUUUUGAUGUUUUUCUUUAAGAAAAUAACCUGUUAAAUAUAUCAUUACAAUGGUAUUUAUCUUGUUUUUGGCUACUGUGCAUACAUAAUUCAAUUAAAAUGUCAAUCCUAUGCACUUGAGAGAAGCAAACACCACAGCAUAACAAAUGGUUACCUGGUCUUACAAUAUUCAUUCUUGGGAUGGAUUCCUUGAUAAAAGUAAUGUAAACAUUUAAAACAUAUGCACACACAAAUGGAACAAAUACAUUUUCAUUCCUUCUGUAGCAAACAAAUUCCAGUGACAAAGAAAAUAAACAUUUUGUAACAGGUUUUUUUCUGUCCUUUAAUAAUAAAAAAUAAAAAACUUGCAGCAUUUGAAUGACAGAAUUUUCUGUUCCCCUCCUUGUGUAAACACUUUCUUUAGCAGUAGUGGCAUUUUUUUCCCCCCAUUCUGUUUUUUCUUUGCAAAAUUCUGUACAAAAAUGUGCUGUAUUUGUGCGUUAGGCCUGGAGUUGGCAACAAAGAAAAUCAAUACAGAAAUAUUAAAUAAAAUUCCUUUUCCUUUUCUUGCCAUGAAAUAACUGUAGAUCUCUGCACCCAGCUGUUCCCUUCUCACCUUUUGUAUUUAAAUUUAAAGUCAGUCAGUGUACAACCGAAAGCUGGCUGCAAGAUAGAAACUAUAUUAAAAUGUACUGUUAUUUAAGAUGAAAUAAAAAGCAGUUUGAGAUGA